Molecule: messenger RNA, 1265 nt
Organism: Caenorhabditis auriculariae
Lineage: Eukaryota; Metazoa; Nematoda; Chromadorea; Rhabditida; Rhabditidae
Source: the annotation of a GenBank genome assembly
AUGAAGUCGGUUUUGGUCGCGUUUUGCCUUGUUUCCUCUUCGGCUGCCUUCCUGUUCCCCAGCUCAGGCUGCGGAUGGUAGGCCUUUUCCUUAUUUGAAACCUGGUUACUUUCUGAUCGAGCUAUUUCCUUGUCUCUGAGUUUUAAGUUCAAAAAAGAAAACGCAGUUUCGUAAGCUCUUCUGAAAUUUAACGCUCUAUAAUAUAACAAUGUUAUAGAUCAAACUUCCUCGAACAGAAAUCUUUCCACCGAAAAGAAUUCAAUAACUGUUUGACGUAAACAUUUUUUGUUCAAAUUUAUAUAUUCGGGUCCAACGUUGCUUCUGCAAAUUAUUAUCUCGAUGCUUCAAAAAAAAUUAAAACUUUCUAAUAGCAGAGUAAAAAAAUUAAGAAGAAUCUCAAAUUUUUAGAUUUGUGAUAAAAAUACGUUUCUUCCUUCCGCUUAUGGAAUGAGAUAAAAAAACAAAAAAAGUUUUUUUUCAAUUUAACGUAGAAAAUGAUGUGGGGUCAAGCUGCAAGGACUUUUCUUCCUGUCGAUUAACGUUGAUGAUUUUCUUCAAAGGCUCAUUCAUUAUACAUGAUACCAUCCAAUAUCAAAUUAAAAGCUAUAAAAAUUUUCAGCAUCAGAAUUAAGGUAUAAAAAUUUAAUCAAAUUUAAACGAAAUAAAUAGAUUUAUUUUAAACUCAGAGUAAAUAAAGUAAGAUUUUCAGUUUCAAACUUUAUUUUUAUUUUUCAAAAACUCUUAAAUCGGGAUCUUUUUCCAGCGGCGGUGGCGGUCUUCCUCCACUUCCUCCUCUCGCGCUGCCUCCUCUUCCUAGCCUCGGCGGAGGCGGUUGCUGUCCACCACCAGCUCCAGCUCCUUGCGCUGCUCCAGUCGCUGUUGGAGGUGGCUGCGGAGCUGGAGGAGUUGCUGGCCCUAUUGCUGCUCCUGCCGGCGGAUACGCUGUUGCUCCACCAGUGAAGCAUCUCAUGAACUAUAAAUUAUGAAAAAUUCUUUUACAGCCACCACCAGCCUACCCACCAACAGCCGGAGGCGGUUACGGCGCCGGUCCAAUCGGAGGAGGCUUCGCUCCUCAACCUGCCGGAGGGUUCGGAGGAGCUGGAGGCUACGCCGCUCCACAAGCCGGUCCAGCUCCAGGAGGCUUCGGAGGUGCCGGAGGCUACGCGGCGCCAUCUGCCGGACCUGCUCCAGGAGGCUUCGCUCCUCAGGUUGGCGGAGGUGGCUACUCCGCACCUUCUGGUGGAAACGCCUACGCCGGAAAAUAG